Molecule: messenger RNA, 1745 nt
Organism: Saccostrea echinata
Lineage: Eukaryota; Metazoa; Mollusca; Bivalvia; Ostreida; Ostreidae
Product: ras-related protein Rab-11B-like
Exons: 7
Coding region: 191-802 (203 amino acids)
Cellular component (GO): endosome
Molecular function (GO): GTPase activity; GTP binding
Source: RefSeq, a predicted model, not a curated record
UUGCGCGUUUGUCACUUGGUGUGAUUUUGAUCGACGACUUGACAUUGAGAGAAUGUGAUGUAAAAUUGCUGUAGAUGUGCGUUUAGUAUUCCUUAACUUUAUUAACUGUUAUUCAGUUGUGACAUUAAGAAAGAUUGACACAGAUCAGGAGUGGCUUCAGCAGAUUUAGGUAUAAUAGGUUAUCUCCAUUAUGGGUGCAGAAGACCAGUACGACUUUAUAUGGAAAGUGGUUCUGGUGGGGGACUCUGGUGUAGGGAAAACAAACCUACUGUCCCGUUUCACAAGAAAUGAGUUCAAUGCAGAGAGUAAGACAACCAUUGGAGUGGAGUUUGCCACAAGAAAUGUCCAGAUCCGUGGUAAGACUGUACGGGCACAGAUCUGGGACACGGCCGGACAGGAGAGAUACAGGGCCAUAACUAGUGUAUACUAUAGAGGUGCAGUAGGUGCGCUUGUCCUCUAUGACAUCACAAAACCCCAGACUUUUGAAAACCUAGAUAAAUGGAUCAGCGAGCUGAAGGAGCAUGCAGAUCCCUCUGUAUGUAUAAUGAUAGUAGGAAAUAAAACAGACCUGAAGACACAGAGGGUGGUGUCAACAGAGGAGGGCCGAACCGUAGCAGAAAAAUACCAUUAUUCUUUCAUAGAAACCUCAGCUUUAGAUGCCUCCAAUGUUGUAGAGGCCUUCAAUAAUUUAUUAGUUGACAUAUUCAAGAUACAGACAGAGUCUGAGAAGUCCGACUCCUCAUCUAGGAUAGUACCCCAGGAAAACAAGGGACAGGACCAGGGUAGUCGAUGUGCGUGUUAGGAAUGACAUCAGAUUCUCAUGGUGCUACAACAAACAAAUAAACAAACAAACCAACCAAGGCCUGGGACCAGAGUCAACAACAACAACAAUAGAUAUACAGACAGACAAAAUGUUCAGACCAGAUUCCACAUCAAUUAUAACACAUCGUGCAAAUAUCAUCCAGGGUUUGAUGCACAAUGGCAUGAACUACCAUCAAGCUAAUUUCAUCUAAAGUUCGACAUACAAUAAGAUGCAUUGCUUUAUUUUAAUGAAGUAUUUAAGUGCUGGUGUCCACUUGACUUUCCUCUGUGAUCUGAGAGAGAUGUACAUGUAGUUUGGAUGGAUUUUAGAAGUUAAUAGUCUUUUUUUAGUCUUGCGCCAUUUUUUUGAUUUGACAUUUACAUUAAAAAUUCUCCUGAGCUUCCUCAUGUAAACUUUACAUUUCUUAAUAAGCUUUCUUUAUUUUGAAGAUUUUUUUUAAAAAAUUUUUUCUAAACCUCGGUUGUGCUCAGAAAGAGAGUAUGGGUUGUGAGAGAGUUAGAUCCCUUUUAAUACUCUGUAAGAUUGAAUUCAAAUGUCAUAUUUUUAGCUCACCUGAGCUGAAAGCUCAAGUGAGCUUUUCUGAUCACCCGUUGUCCGUCGUCCGUCCGUCUGUCCGUCCGUCCGUCCGUCUGUCCGUCCGUUUGUAAACUUUUCACAUUUUCAACUUCUUCUCAAGAACCACUGGGCCAAUUUUAACCAAACUUGGUACAAAGUAUCCUUGGGUGAAGGGGAGUGUAAAUUGUUAAAAUAAAGGGCCAAGUCCCCUUACAAGGGGAGAUAAUCAAGAAAAGACAAAAUAGGGUGGGGUCAUUAAAAAAUCUUCUUCUCAAGAACCACUGGGCCAGAAAAGCUGAAACUUAUGUGGAAGCAUCCUGGGAUAGUGCAGAUUCUAAAUUGUUAAGAUCAUGACCCCCAGGGGUAG